AUGGCGACAUCAUCAUCGUUGCCAUUUCUUCUCCUUUCAACUCUGCUAGCAGCCAUUGUUGUUCUUCUUCAAUCUCCAGUUUCACAUGCAGACCUAGAUCACCAAAAAACUUACUUUUACGCUUGCCUCUCAAACAAAGUAUGGACAAACCCAUCAGCUCCCGUUAGCGUCAUCGGAGCUUUAUACACCUCCACCAAUUCAUCCUUCUCCGACAUCCUCAACCUCCACAUCCACAACAAGAGGUUUAACAGACCAAACACACCCAAACCCAUCGCCAUCAUAACCGCUUUUCAUGAAUCCCAUGUUCAGGCGGCGGUUGUAUGCUCCAAAGCCAGCAACUUUCAGCUCAGAAUCCGAAGUGGCGGCCAUGACUACGAAGGCUUCUCCUUCGUAUCAGAUAUCCCCUUCGUUCUUCUCGACAUGUACAAUCUUAAAUCUAUUAGCGUCAACAUUCAAAACGGCACCGCUUUAGUUGAGGCUGGUGCAACACUUGGUCAACUUUACUAUAAAGUCGCGAAGAAUAGCCAUGUUCAUGCCGUCGCUGCCGGAGUCUGUCCUAGUCUCGGCACCGGCGGCCAUUUUAGCGGCGGUGGCUAUGGCAACCUCAUGAGAAAAUACGGCCUCUCGGUGGACAACAUUAUUGAUGCAAAAAUUGUCAAUGUAAAUGGUGAUAUCCUUGACAGAGAAUCAAUGGGAGAGGAUCUGUUUUGGGCCAUAAGAGGAGGUGGAGGUGCUAGCUUCGGUGUGAUUCUCUCAUGGACGAUCAAGCUAGUGGCGGUUCCUCCAUUGGUGACGGUGUUCAAGGUGAAUAGAACCUUAGAACAAGGUGUCACCGACAUUGUUUACAAAUGGCAACGUGUUGCACCAAAGCUUCACAGGGAUCUUUUCAUCAGACUCCAGCACGAGGUGCGUCACAAGACGGUUCAAGUUUCCUUCAUUGGCGAGUUCUUGGGACGAACUCAUAGACUUUUGAGUUUGAUGAAAGAAAGUUUUCCUGAACUGGGAUUACGCAAAAGUGAUUGCCUUGAAUUGCCUUGGGUCAACAGCACUGUUUUCUAUACAGAAGGUCCAAUCGGAUACCCAGCAGAAGCGUUACUAUUCGAAGCAAAAUACCCUGCUCAAAUCUAUUUCAAGAGCAAGUCAGAUUUUGUGAAGAACAUUAUCUCGAAAGAGGGGUUGCAAUCUAUUUGGAAGAAGUUCAUCGAGAGUGAGAUAAUUGUUAUGCAAUGGAACCCCUACGGUGGAAGAAUGUGGGAGAUUUCAGCUUCGGCUACUCCGUUUCCUCAUAGAGCAGGGAACUUGUUCUUGAUUCAGUACUACAUGAUUUGGUUACAAGAUGGAGAAGAUAUCACUAAUCGUAACUUGAAUGUUUCAAGGUCCAUGUAUGAGUUCAUGACUCCUUUUGUUUCGAAAUUUCCAAGGGAGGCUUUUCAUAACUACAGGGACAGAGAUAUUGGAGCCAAUCCAAGCAAUGGAACAACCAAUGUUGACAGAGCUCGAAUUUAUGGAGCCAAGUUUUUCAGAGAGAAUUUUGAUAGACUGGUGAAGGUCAAAACCAGAGUUGACCCUGACAACUUUUUUAGAUAUGAACAGAGUAUACCACCCCAAAAAUAUUAA
Molecule: messenger RNA, 1617 nt
Organism: Arachis stenosperma
Lineage: Eukaryota; Viridiplantae; Streptophyta; Magnoliopsida; Fabales; Fabaceae
Product: berberine bridge enzyme-like 17
Exons: 2
Coding region: 1-1617 (538 amino acids)
Molecular function (GO): oxidoreductase activity; FAD binding
Source: RefSeq, a predicted model, not a curated record